GGUCCAGCUGGUGAGAGAGGAGAGCAGGGUCAGCCUGGUCCACCUGGCUUCCAGGGUCUACCGGGGCCUACUGGAGCUUCUGGAGAGCCUGGUAAACCUGGUGACCAGGGUGUUCCCGGAGAGGGUGGUGCUGCUGGUCCCACUGGACCAAGAGGUGAACGUGGUUUCCCUGGUGAGAGAGGAGGCGCUGGCCCUCAGGGUCUCCAGGGACCAAGAGGACUUCCAGGAACUCCCGGUACUGAUGGACCUAAGGGUGCAAUUGGACCAGCUGGUGCUGCUGGAGCUCAGGGCCCUCCUGGUCUGCAGGGCAUGCCUGGUGAGAGAGGAGCUGUUGGAAUCCCUGGAUCUAAAGGUGACAGAGGUGACAGUGGAGAGAAAGGACCUGAAGGUGCUCCUGGCAAAGAUGGUGCAAGAGGUUUAACUGGUCCAAUUGGUCCACCUGGUCCUUCUGGUCCCAAUGGCGCUAAGGGUGAAACUGGUCCCAUUGGUUCAAUUGGUGCUCCUGGUGCUCGUGGUGCCCCUGGCGAUCGCGGUGAGAUUGGUGCACCCGGACCUGCUGGCUUUGCUGGACCUCCU
Carassius carassius (crucian carp) is the source of this 576-nucleotide messenger RNA. RefSeq names its product collagen alpha-1(II) chain-like. The transcript has 9 exons. The annotation marks the transcript as partial. The record is from RefSeq and is a predicted model, not a curated record. Lineage: Eukaryota; Metazoa; Chordata; Actinopteri; Cypriniformes; Cyprinidae.